This is a messenger RNA of Penicillium nucicola, 1101 nucleotides long. RefSeq lists its product as uncharacterized. The coding region runs from base 1 to 1101 and encodes 366 amino acids. NCBI's taxonomy places the organism in Eukaryota, Fungi, Ascomycota, Eurotiomycetes, Eurotiales, Aspergillaceae. The transcript has 4 exons. The record is from RefSeq and is a predicted model, not a curated record.
AUGGAAUCUACUCAAGUGCCUCUCAAUGACAAUAUCUCUUGGCAUAUCUUGGUUGGCACAAUCAUUACUAUUGUCCCAGCUACACUUUGUGUGAUCUUGAGAUUCAUCUCUCGUCAUGUUUCCUGCGCCGGGAUAUGGUGGGAUGACUAUACUAUUGCAGCAGCUUUGGUCUUCAACUGGUCGAUGGCUAUCUUGAGAUGGGUGCAGAUUGCGUUUUAUCGUAAUGGCCGCCAUUUCAGCUAUGUCUCAUCUGGAGACAAUGAAAACUUUUUAAAGACCGUUUUAGCUGGCCAGAUUAUCUAUUACUCCAAUGCUGUCCUUACCAAGGCAUCAUUGCUCCUUCUUUUUCACAGAAUCUUCGGUGUUGUCAGAGUCUUUCGCUGGGCCCUAUGGACCUCAGGAAUUUUGGUCAUUGCGUACUUCAUCGCAUGCACAAUUACUGCGAUAUCUGCUUGUUCGCCAGUAGCCAAGUUCUGGGAUUCAAGCCUGCCCGGACAUUGCAUCGAUAUAGUGGCAUUCUUCCGGUGGAAUGGCAUGGCCAAUAUGCUUCUCGAUUUUUUAGUCCUUUGUCUCCCACUCCCUAUGACGUGGCGUGUGAAGACUACCGUUAGACAGAAGUGGAUUUUAACGGGGCUGUUCUUACUUGGGGGCCUUGUUUGUGUCGCCUCAGUUCUCCGCCUUGUUAGCUUUGAAGUUGCAAAUCUGGAGGAUCCUACCUAUACAAAUGUCGAUUCAUCAGCAUGGUCCUCGAUCGAGCAGUCUCUUGGAAUCAUAUGUGCCUGUCUCCCUACCCUCCGACCUCUGAUCCGAAGGUUCUCCAGAUCUUCAGGAUCUUCAACAGCAUCUGCAGGAACUUCGUCUUCUGACUCCCAAAGUCGGUGGUCGAUGCCUGUUGACGAGGAAAGCAGUAUCAUUGAGGCUGCUACUUUGUCAUCUGUGCCGCCUGCACACCUUCGAUUGGUCACCACUCAAGAGUUAGACAUACUCCAGGGUUCUGACUGGACUUCCGAGUUUCACGGCGAUGAAAUCCGUCCUGUUUCACAGACAUCCCGGGCAGUCGAGAUUAGUAGUCCCGUUUCUGCGGCUGAAUCGUUUGCUUGA